This is a messenger RNA of Diorhabda sublineata, 3012 nucleotides long. Its product is annotated as thioredoxin-related transmembrane protein 2 homolog. Gene Ontology annotation, cellular component: membrane-bounded organelle. The transcript has 3 exons. Bases 150 to 941 code for a protein of 263 amino acids. Gene Ontology annotation, molecular function: disulfide oxidoreductase activity. The record is from RefSeq and is a predicted model, not a curated record. Lineage: Eukaryota; Metazoa; Arthropoda; Insecta; Coleoptera; Chrysomelidae.
GUAAUAGAGUUCCAGAAACAAUAAUAGUCUCCAAUAGAACAGACUGAACGCAGUCUUAUGAAUCAAUUAGGUGAUUUCUUCUACCUCUAUUAAUAGAAAAAAUUAUAUGAAAAUUAUAUUUUAAUGAAUUUAAUAAAUUUGAAUUAACAAUGUCUCUUAAACAUGAUUUAAAGCUACUAGUUAAGCCAUAUUAUAUAUUCAAUAUUUUAUUGAGUAUUUCUUACAUAGCUCUCAAGAGAAUAUCUGGUGUAUGUAAUUAUUUAUUUUCCACUACCAAUUGUGAAUUUGAGGGGAGGGAAACUGAAAUAUUAUUUUUCCUUAUAAUAGUAAUAGCUAUGAGAACAAGGAAAGCUGGAAGUGUUUCUAUGAUUAGCUAUCUUUCAUCAAGUUUCAUUUAUACCAAAGUAGCUAAUUUAAUAUUAUGGUUUAGCGCCGAUUUCUUGAUGGGUAUGGUGUAUGGAAUUAUAUUUAUAUUAGGAGCAUUACUAUUUCCUGAACCCACUUAUAGUGGUCCAGAUAAAGUGACGUACUUCAGAGGUGUCCAAGGAUUGGAUGAAGAAUUACAGAGGGACAAAAAGAUAACAUGGAUAGUAACUUUUUAUGCAGUUUGGAACCCGGCGUGUGUUAAUUUCGCACCAGUUUUCGCAAAACUGAGCUCGGAAUAUGAUCUAGAUAAUCUCAAAUUUGGUAAAGUGGACAUCGGACGGUAUCCUGAUGCAGGCAAAAAAUAUCAAGUUAAUGAUAGCAGUAUGAGUAGGCAGUUGCCAACGGUAAUUUUGUUUCAAGAAGGAAAAGAAGUGAUUAGGAGACCGAUGGGUGACAGUAAAGGAAAGUUGAUUAAAUUUUCUUUCACAGAAGAAAAUGUUAUACAUGUUUUUGGACUCAAAGAUUUAUAUAUUAGAUGUAAAAGUCAAAUAAAAAGUAAAAAACAUACAGAAUGAGUCAUAUUUUGGAGGUAAUAAAGAUUUUAGCUUUGUUGUGCAUGUUUUUAGUCACUUUUUAGGAUUUAUUUUAUUUUUAUUAUAAAGUAAUAUAUUUAUUUAUACCUAAAUGAUAUGAAUCGUGCCAAGAUUUAACUAUAAUCAUAACUAUCAUUUCAAAAGUUUUUUUUUCUAAUUUUAUUUUUAAAUGUGAAUCUCCAAUAAAGUAGUCCUCGUCCUUAUUUAAUUGAAUCACUAUUGUAUCCAUAUUUAAAUCAAAAAUUUCAUUUCAUUGUUUUUGUUAUGUUGUUAAAAACAAUAUUAUUAUUAAUAUUACAAAAAACUUUAUUUUUCUUAAAAAAUUCCCCAUAGCCUAUAACCUAAAUUGCCAUCAUCAGAUAUUAAAACAUUUCAGUAGUAUACAAGGUUUAUCAAAAAGUAUGCAUUAACUUAAAAAGUACCAACAUUUUUUAUAAUAUCAAGAAAAUUUAUUUAGAAUUAUAAACUUGUAUCUGAUAAACAGUUGAGUAGGUAAAACUUAUUUUUUAGCAAAAAUUUAAUGAGGUUCAAGUUUUCCAGUGUUGGAUAGGCAGCAUUGAAACUAGACGGAAAAAUUUAGAUUGAAACCUAGGAAUGGAAAUCAGAAAGACAUAAAACACUAUAAAGGCUAAAAUAUAAAUAUCAGAAAUAAAAUGAAGAAAUGAGACAAAUACUAAAACAAGAAUCAAUAAUAAGAAAAAUCAAGAGAAAAUAGCUAAGUUGGUAUGGACAUAACCUCAAUAUGAAAUCUACAGUCCUACAGAAAAUUGAUGGAAGCAGAAAAUACUAUCAACAGAAGAAAAAGUGCACCUAAAAGAAAGUGGAUAGACCAAAUAUUGGAGAUAGAAGAUAAGAAAGGAAAAUCCCUAAUUAAAAGGACCAGAAACCUUCUCUGACACCUGAAAAGGUAGGAGAAAAGAAGUUUCUCAUUGUAAUUCCAAAAAAUGCUAGUCCAUCCAUGUAGAAAAAUUCAACAUUAUUAAUAAUCAACAAUUUCCAUCUGUCCUAAUGUGGAAUAUACUUGUGGGUGUAAUACAAAUUUAAAAAUAAGGUAGAUAAGACUGGAAGAGAGGCAUAAGUUACUUGGUAUAAUGAGGCAUAUGGUGUAAGACUAUUGACUCAAAACAAGGAAGCCACAAGUUUCCAAGUUACAAAGAUUCAUAACUGUGUGGAAGAAAUUAAAAAGUAGGAAUGAAUUACUAAUUGCACAUUUAGCCAAGUAGCUUCAAAGACAAGCAAUUCUAUAGAAGUCAACUUUAAGCUAGUAUGAAACUGUUCUCAACUAGUGAUUCCCAAAGUGGUCCAGGUGUACUUCCAGGAGUUUACGGGGAACUAUACAACAGGAGUGUACUUGAAUUUCCAUAGUUAGAUCUCAUUUUUUGACGAGAUGGUAAUAUGGUAUAAAUGUAUCAAAGAAAACUAGUAAUAAAUAUUUUGAAAAUGGUUUACGAGUAAAAAAGUUCUGUUCUAAACAUGUUGGGUGACCUUAGUAAAAUCAUUGUGGUCUGGGGCUAAAAAAGCUGCAUUACUGCCAUUUGUUGACCAGAACCUUUCUACAGCAUUGCAAAAUCAUAACUAAAGCGACCACUAAAAAAUUGUAGGAGUAUAUUUCUAGGUUAUGGUUGAGGAAUUCACUAAGUCAAAGACAAUCCGGAGAAUUUAUUGCAGACCUGAUAAAUGGAAACUGAAAAACAAUUAUUAUUGUUAUGAGUUUGUUAACAGGAUGUUGUGAGCUUAUGUAAAUUAUAUUGAUCAGAGGAAGCCCAUUUCAGUACAUGGGCUUCAUAAAAAGAAUAUAGUUUGUCUAUGUAAUUUAGUGGGUGUAUAAUUUUUUUUCUAAUAUUAAUUAUAAAAAGUUUCAUGUUUACUGGAAAUUAAAGUAGGCACACUACUGUAUAAGCUAUUUUUUAUUUCCUUUAUAACGGUAUUUAUUUUUAGUGUGGUAUUUUAUCAUUAUAAUAUUAUUGUUAUUAGAUUAUUUAAAGUGUAAUAUCAUUAUUAUUGAAUUUUUGUUUAUAUUACAUGCUUUAUAAAGUAUAAAGUUAUUAAAAGU